GUGGAUUCCUCCCAGGGAAUGUUUCCGUUGCUCCCGGGGGGACGAGCCGAGCAGUCGCACACUCUGCCUGAGUCGAGAGGGGAGAUUUAUGUUAACCACAAGGCACCGCUUCAGCUAAAACAACCCAAUGCUGCUGCUGCUUUCAAGGGACAUAACUGGCAACGAGGCAGAGAGAUAGCCUGGCCUCACAUCAACAGGUCCCUGGAUGCUCCACGGCGCACUGUCCUCGGCCGCGCAGUGCUUCCCAAUGGCAGGGAGUUGACCCCGCCCACCAGAAUGACGCUGCGCGAGCAGCUGAGAGAGAAGAUCUCGGCGGCUUUCUACCGCCACGGGCUGCUGUGUGCCUCCUACCCAGUACCCAUCAUCCUAUUCACUUCUGCCAGCAUCCUCACCUGCUGCUAUCCGUUAUUGAGGCUUCCCCUGCCCGGGACGGGCCCUGUGGAGUUCACCACAGGGGUGCGAGACUACAGCGUCCCUUCCCAUGAGCCUAAGGGAGACCUCGGAGAACGGCCCGAUUGGUACCGGGGUCCUCCAGUUGCCUACAUUCAGCAGGUGUUAGUGAAGGCGGCGGUGUCUCCGUGGGAUAGCAGUCUGGUGCCAGUGGACGUGUUUCGGUCACCGCUUGGUCGAGUUUUUAGCUUGCUGGAGGAGAUCCGUAACCAUGUUCAUUCUGAUAGCUCUGGGGUCCGCAGUCUGGAGUCUCUGUGUCUCCAGGUGACGGACCUGUUUCCGGGGUUGAGACGGAUGCAGUCGGUGCUGCCUGAGCAUGGCUGCCUGCUUGUUUCCCCCGGCAACUACUGGCAGAACCAACGGGAGCUGUUCGACUCAGAUGCCGACCUCCUCAAGACCAUCCAGAAACAUGAACCCAAAGGCCUGCACACGUCGGCCACUCUAAGAGACCUGUUGUUUGGCGUGCCAGGGAAAUACACUGGAGUCAGUCACUAUAACAGGAAACGGGUGGUGACGUACACAAUCACAAUAGUGCUGUCCAGCUACGAUGCAAGGUUUUUGGGCAGUCUGAGGGCCCGCCUGAAGCAGCUUCAUCCAUCAGCCAACUGCAGCCUGAGAGAAGACCACAUGGUUCACGUCCACUUCAAAGAGGAGAUCGGCAUUGCUGAGCUUAUCCCCCUCGUCACCACAUACAUCAUCCUGUUCGCCUACAUCUACUUCUCCACACGUAAGAUCGACAUGGUGAAGUCAAAGUGGGGUCUAGCUCUGGCUGCUGUAGUCACAGUCCUCAGCUCUCUGCUCAUGUCUGUAGGACUAUGUACCCUUUUUGGACUGACACCCACGCUCAAUGGAGGGGAGAUCUUUCCUUACCUGGUCGUUGUGAUUGGUCUGGAGAAUGUCUUAGUCCUCACCAAGUCUGUGGUGUCCACCCCGGUCGACCUUGAGGUCAAGCUGCGCAUCGCUCAGGGCCUGAGUAAUGAGAGCUGGUCUAUCAUGAAGAACAUGGCCACUGAACUGUGCAUCAUUCUCAUUGGAUAUUUCACUCUGGUGCCAGCUAUCCAGGAGUUCUGUCUGUUUGCCGUGGUGGGUCUGGUGUCUGACUUCUUCCUGCAGAUGUUCUUCUUCACCACAGUGCUAUCUAUAGACAUCAGACGCAUGGAGCUGGCUGACUUAAACCGCCGUCUGCCUGCCGAAGCAGGACUCCCACCACCCAAACCCGGCCCACUGCGUCCACGUGAGGUCCCCCCUCCACCUCGACCCUCCCCUCACACAAUCACUCUUCAGACCCCGGCUUUCAGGAACCUGAGGCUCCCCAAGAGGCUGCGUGUGGUGUACUUCCUGGCACGCACACGCCUGGCUCAACGCAUCAUCAUGGUUGGCACAGUGAUCUGGAUUGGCAUCCUCGUCUACACUGACCCCGCUGGAAUACGCACCUACCUUGCUGCCCAGGUUUCUGAGCAAAGUCCUCUGGGAGAUCCCGGUGGAGCUGGUCUGCCCCCUCACCUGGGGGUGGCUCCUGUUUUUCGAGGAGGAGACCCUACCAGCACCCUCAGCAUACACCCAGCACCAGAUCCAACUCCCUUACCUGAGAACCAAUCACAGGGCCACCAUGGCCCAGCCAGGGCAGGGCUUCUCCCCCAGGCCCCACCUGCUGUACCCCAGAUCACCUGGGGGGCAGAGGACGAGGAGGGCUGGAGGAGGCUCUCCUUCAGACACUGGCCGUCUCUCUUUAGCUACUACAACAUUACUUUAGCCAAGAGGUACAUCAGCAUCCUGCCAGUCAUUCCCGUUACUGUUCACCUGAGCCCCCAGGAGGCCAUCGAGACCCGCCAUCCUCAGGACACGAGACAUCCCCCUCCACCUAUUCCUAAAGUGUCUGCAGAUCUACAGACGGACCUCACCCUCUACAAGGUUGCAGCCUUGGGCCUGGCGGCGGGCGUCCUGCUGGUUCUGCUGCUCUUCUGUCUCUAUCGGGUCCUCUGCCCACGGAACUACGGCCAGAAUGGCGUUCCUCAUGGGCGCAGACGUCGAGGAGACCUGCCCUGCGAUGAUUAUGGCUACUCCCCACCUGUCAGCGAGAUUUCACCUUUGCUGCUGAGAGGCCACAGUAUGGAUAUUGAGUGUUUGGCCAGUGACGGGAUGCUGCUGGCCAGCUGUUGUUUAGCCGGACAGAUCCGAGUGUGGGACGCUCAGACUGGAGACUGUUUGACUGUUAUACCAAACCCUGGGCUACGGCGCUGCAGCAGUGGUGGCUGCUGGGAGCAUCGUGACGGCUGGGACAGUGUGGGCGGUGUCACAGAGUCUGAAUGUUUUGGCUCUGAAGCUCGGAGCUCCUCUGUCGGAGGCGACGGUCUCUCUGAGGAAGAGGGCUACCCACUGAGACGCCGUAUUGCACCCACCCGGCCCACCCUGUUCACUGACCAGCCCGACCUCACCCCCCUUAUAGACACAAACUUCACCUCCCAGCCCCCUUCCCACCUCCUCUCCACCCCUCCCAGGGCGGGCUUCGACUACGGAGGUCUGGUGGAGAGGGCCUACAUGGAGCAUGAGCCCCCUUCUCCCUCCGCCUACCCCUCUCCUUCCUCCGCCUCCUCUUCUCCACCCACAGGGGCCCAGCUGCAGAGGAGGCCCAGCCUAGGGGAUGUAGCUGCAGCCUUACCCCAAGAUAGAGCCUUCACCUGUGGGCCGCAGGCAGACUGGGAGAGCUCGGUGUGGGCCAUGGAGCUUAGAGGAAACCUGAUCGCUGCUGGAAGGAGCAGCGGGAAACUCGAGUUGUGGGAUGCAGUUGAAGGAUCGUUACGCUGCAGUAAUGAAGACGGAGUCUCUGGGAUCACAGCUCUGGCCUUCCUCAACAACAGAAUCGUAGCGGCUCGGUUGAAUGGGUCUCUAGAUUUCUUUACCGUUGAGAUAAACAAACCUCUGUGUCUGCUGCAGUACAGAGGUGCUCCUGGGCGAGGCAGCGUGCCUCCCUCUCCCUGUUACAGCAGCGAGGACGUGAUCAGCUGUCAGCUCACACGCUCUGUUCAGUGCGCCCAUCAGAAGCCAAUCACGGUGCUGCGAGCUGCCGCUGGGAGGGUUGUCACUGGCAGCCAGGACCAUACUGUCCGGAUUUAUCGUCUGGAGGACUCGUGUUGUCUCUUCACCCUGCAGGGUCACUCUGGAGGGAUCACAGCCAUUUACAUAGACCAGACUAUGGUUCUGGCAAGUGGAGGGCAGGAUGGCGCCAUCUGCUUGUGGGACGUCCUGACAGGAAGCCGUGUCAGUCACGUUUACGGUCACCGUGGAGACGUCACCUCUCUGGUCUGCACCACCUCGUGUGUCAUCAGCUCGGGUUUGGACGACCUCAUCUGUAUCUGGGACCGCAGCACGGGGAUCAAACUCUACUCCAUACAGCAGGAGGCAGGCUGCGGGGCCAGUCUGGGUGUGAUCUCUGAGUCUCUCCUGGUGACAGGGGGCCAGGGCUGUGUCUCCUUUUGGGACCUGAACUUUGGUGAUCUCCUGCAGACGGUGUACCUUGGACAGAGCAGCGACGGGCAGGGCGUCCGGCAGCUGCUGGUGCUCGACAACGCCGCCAUCGUCUGUGACUUCGGGAGCGAGCUCAGUCUGGUGUACGUACCAUCGGUACUAGAGAAACUAGACUGAGCAUUGGUUUUCCUCUUAUUUUGACUUCCUUCUGUUUCUGACAUUCAGAGGAAACACAAUAAGACUGUUUUUAAAGUGUUUGGAAUACAAGCCUGGAUGUAAGGAGUAAAAAACAAGCUAAAGACUGAUUGUUGUGCAACCUGCUGCAUUUAUAAUCGGAGGGUGACCACAUGUUGACAUUAACAAAGGUCAUUUGGUCCAAGAAAAUCUGGAUGUUUCUCUCUUAGAGCACCCAGCCAUCACCAGUUUGUGCUUUUUGCGUGCGUGUGCGUUUAGUUUCGUGGCUCUGCCCUCUAUGCUGCUGACACAGGCGGGGCUUCACUGUGACCCCUGCCUGCCGUGAGAGGAAGAUAAAACGGUCUCCUUAUUUUUUAAAUAUUCCUGCUGCCUCUUACGCUCGACAGCGAAGGUGCAGCCUCAGCAAACUUGAUGGACUAGCUGUGCAGUAAACGUUUGUGUGUGAAUGAAUCAGCUCUUUUUUUUUGGAAAACCUGCUGAGAACAAAAACUGUGUGAGUGUGAGAGCGUGUGAGGGAGAACAGAUGAUUACUGUACAAAGGAAACCUCCGGAGGGGGCUGUUUUUAUAUGUAUAAAUCUAUUAUUUAUUAGCGAUACUUUUUGGAAUAACAGUUUGUUUAUGAAUUGCUAAUCCUGGCUCUUAAUAAGAAUAUAUUCAUGUGGAAAUGAUGAUUUAAAUGUAAGAUGGUGAUCAUUUAGUAGGGUUGGGACUUCGGUUAUAAAGUGAUUUUUUGUUAUAUAGAACUGGAAACAUUGAAGUGUUUGUUGUUUUGGAGUCAGGGGCCCUCAGGCCUCUGAUUCUGGGGUUACUGAUGCUGUACAAGGGGCCCUGCAGCCCUUUUGCCCCCUGCAUGCUACACUUUCAUCAGGCUACCUCCAUAUAGCAAACUGCUUGAAUUUUACACGACAAUACUGAAGUCAUGUUUACAGUGGCUCUUUUUUUAACAUAUUGUGCCCUUUAGAGAUUUUAUUUUGUAAAUAGCUCUACUUCAAUCAGUUUUCAAUCCAGGAUUUUCAUUUAGGCCUCAAACACAGACAAAAACUGUUCUGCAUCCGUCAUUGGAACUCACACAUCUUUUCCAUUGCCGUGCUGUCGGUGUAAACUUCAGUGAAGUUUGCCUUAAAACCUGCAAAACUUUUUCUGCAGCCAGUCUUUACCAAAGUGAAGAAGGUGACAUAAAGGAUGGACAAAACAAGCCCAACAUUUUCUUAAUUUAGAGGCCAAAAAUGUUCUAGAUGCUCAGCUUUUUACAAGCUAGAAAGGUACUUUAUAUCCUUGAUGCGCUUGAGCAGUGUUUUAUUAAUUCAGGUAGAGUCUGCACUUUGUUAGCAGCCUUACCCUGACAAUGAAUCAUGGUUAUUUGUCAGGCACUAAACAGUUGUAUGAUAUAUUGAUUCUUCUAAAACUACUUUGAUAUUUUUCCCUGCCAUAGAGCUUAGAACACACAGUAGCUCGACAUAUCCCACCUGAAAAAUGUAACAAGGCCUGUCCAAUUUGAUAAAUUAAUGAGAUUAAGGUCCAAAAUUAAUACAUUAAUCUUUUGAAAUCGUAUUUAUCAGGUGCUGUUUUGCCUCCCUCGGUGCACAAUGAUCAACACUACUGUUGGGGGAGAAGCUGCAGGAUGCUACUCACCAUAUAAUCUUCUACAACAGUGAUGGAAAAUAAGUCCAACACUGCCCCUUUGAAUAUUUACUUUGCUGUUUCCUUUCUUCUAUUUUCAUAUUAUUUUCUUUAUUUAUUUUUAUUUAACCUUUAUUUAACCAGAUUAAAAAAAAACCUUAGAGGUCAAGAUCUCUUUCACAAGGGUGGCCUGGCCAAGAGGUCAGCAGCACAUGUCAUAAGAACAGCUACAAAGAAGUGACAGUAUAGAUCAAAACACAAUUUUAGAGGUGCAAUAGUGCUUUCAAUAAGAAGUGCGGGAGCUAUAACACAACAAACAACAACUUAGGAGUCCUUAGUGAGUCCUAUUUGUUGUAGUUUAGCUAAUAUUCUAACUUUAGACCUCAGAUAUUCUGUUCCCAUCACUGUAGUAUUGGUGUAAAGUUCACUGAAGUUCAUCCUUGGAUGGUAGCUCUUGCUCUGCAGUCAGAUGUAUAAAAAGUGAAUAAGGUAGGGUGCGGAGAGCCUAUUGGUUAUAAUGCCCCCCAUAUGCACAGGUAGCUGAAGUCCAGCUGGUGCUCCUUUCAGCAUGUCUCUCCCACAAUUUCUCAUCCCUUAAACCACCUUCCUCUCUAAAUAAAGGUAUAAGAAUCCCAAAAUAUAUCUUUAAAAAAAGUGAAUAUGACAUAGUGGUUUGAGGUGCCCCAUGAAUGUAGUCAGCCUGGGUUCGAAUCCGGCCUGUGGCUCUUUCCCACGUUUCUCCCCAGUUCUCUCAUCUCUGUUUCCAAUUCUGUCCACUGUCCUCCUCUGUCAGUAAAGGCCUAAAAAAGCCCAAAAAUAAAUCUUAAAAAAAUAUACCCAUAUUCAUUCAGAGGCCCAAAGCUACCCAGAACGUAGCUCUUUAUGAGGAUCUUUCAGGCUUAUUAGCACCAUGCUAGUUGCUUUCAGUAGUUCUUAAUUUUCUUUCAAAAUACAUUCUUUUUAAUCCAAUCAGGAAGUAAAGUACUAUAGUUUAGGACAGCAAAAACUCAGAAGUAAAAGCAUAACAAAGAACAAUUUGUUGUGAAACUCUCUUAGCUUGAUUUUAACCUGAACUCUGUUUACUCUCACAUAGAAAACAACUUAAUGUAAAGUCCUGAAAAGUGAAAAUGCUGUCACUUUAACUGGGAAUCACUGGAUGUCAUUGAGUCAAUUUGUACAUGCACUCCUGCAUAUUUCAUAGCACUUUGAAGCUGUCUCCCUUUUUGAAGUUUACAUCAUGGAUUACAUUUUUACAAAUGUAUUUGAUUCCUAGAUAAACAUGCUGGUAAAAGCUAAUUGAAUUGUCAGUAUAAACAAAAAAAAAUGAGUUGUAAAUGUGAAAUAAUUCUAAAUUAAACAUGCCAUCAAGAAGCACCAGAAGCCUAGUGGUUUUGUCCAAAACCAGCAUGUACAGUGGCUCAGGUUAAAUUCCAGCCAUUUGCUCCUUUCCCAUGUCAUUCCCUAGUCUCCCUUCCCAGUUCCAGACUCUAUCCACCAUCCUAUCUCCUUAAUAAAAGGCAUAAAAGCCUUUGACCAUGCCAUUCAACUACUGAAAUACAGUAAUAGAUUAGGAUUUAAAAAAAAAUAACCAGUUCAAAAGCACUAGCUGUUAAGUCCUGAAAAGCCAUGGUGUAUGCCCUGUAUGUUAAUAUUACGGAUGCUUACAGUCAUAAAGAACUUGAUGUUUUGUGCCUUAUCAAGAUCCAUAUGUGAUUUAAGUAGCACACAGUCUAAAGGUGCUAAUUCUACAUUCAUCACCAAAAUUUCUCAGAUUUUGAAUGCAAUGAAUCAUAUUUUUUAAGAGCUUAAAAUAUCCAUAUAAUCUCUGUUAAGGUAUCACUUGUCCAGGUUUGAUACUUGUCUGUUUCCUUGAUUUAAAGCUCUGAAUUUUUCCCUAAAGUUUACUAGUGGAAUUGGUGGCUUAAUAUAAACAUUUUUAUGUAUUUUCUUAGCUCACAAAUGUGUAACUUAAUUCAUGAAAAUCCUUUGUUUCUUGAAAGAUUAAGGCCAGUUUUCUCAGCUGUCUCCCAGCUGUGGAAAGUGUCAGUAUGCUAAAAUGCUAAUGCUACCCACUCACUGCAAUGUAGGAUGAUUUCAAGGAUGCAGUGAACUACAGUUCAGCUACACUAUUUUGUAUUAAAAGUAAAGUAAAAUAGAAACAAAGGCCAGUUUUAGGACAUUUGGGCCUUGUCCAUUCCUGAAACUCACCCCUUCACUUUGUUUACCCUGUGGAAGAAUAAGUCCUGCAGGUUUAAGACUCACACCAACAUCAUAUAGAAUGUAUUUUCUCCAAAUCUUCCACCAUCUACUGUAGCUUUCACCUGAAUGUAAACCCAAGUAGGUGUGAUGAACAAAUCUAUUAAAAACCAGCAAAUGAAUCCUUCACAGUAUCGCAUCCUAACACUAAUUCAAUGCACUACUAACCCUCUGUGACGCACAUCUCACACACAUUAGGCACUUUUACAAAUGUCAGCUUGCUUAUGGAACAACGUGGAUGUGAUAUGAGUAGAUAGCAAGCAAUAUUCACCCCUGCAGGCAGCACUAGCAAACACGCACACUGCAGACUUGUUGAGGUGGAGGGAAACUGGUCUGGUUUUAAUGGGACGCAGCGACAAAGUGGUUCCUAAUGUGCACAAAACAAGCAGCUGAUUAAAGGGUGUGGUGGCGUAUUUAAGUUUGAAUUGUGACUUGAAAAGAUGCAGACAUGUUGCUGCAUCCCACAGAAACCAGACUUGUAAUCUCCUCAGCAAUGUUACCUGUUAAUUUAUUAGCUUUUGUGUUUUUUUUGUUGUUAACAGUAGUUAAAAUGUUUUAGAAAUGGGGAAAUGUGUAGCUUGUAGGUUGUUUUUUACUUCUGUUUUCUUGCAAAGUUGGACAUUUUUGGGGAAUUAUGCUUAAAUGGUUUUCACUUUCUGAUGGAGAGUUGGCAUGAGGAUGCACUGUUUGAUAUUAGAGUGACUAAUAUUUGAUGAGAAACUUGCAGCCCCUUAUUUAGAAACUCUUCGGCUCACUUUUAUCAAAGGCUGUGUGUUUGCAAGGAUCUGUUGAUGCUGUGCAGAGAUUGUGGUUCAGUUUCUUAAAAUGGAUUGCAGUUAUUUAAACAAGCCCAUAGAGUACUGUUUUGGUAAAUCAAAUUCUAAGAAAAAAUAGAAGCAAAAAGAACAAGCAGAACGACUAUAAACUCAAAUGAAAAAAAAAACAUGUACAUGUCGUUCGAACAGCAGAAACUAGUGAUGACAUGAUUACCCACCAUACAGAUGUGGACCACUUAAAAUUCUUCAGUUUUAUGCAAGUCGCUGCAUCAGUGUCAUUGAGCAAAUUUUUAAUUUGUAACUGUAAAAGUAGGGCUGUCAGUUUGAAUUGCAAUGAGAUUUAUGUACCCAAAGUUAAUUAUGGUUAUAUUUAUGGUUACGUUAAUUGUGUUACUUUUAAAUUACUAAUGUUCCUUCUAUUGUUCCCUCAAAAUAAAAGUAGGUUUUGUCCAAACAGAAAGCUAAGUACCUAUAGCAUAAGACAGCACAAAUUAUAAAGUAAAAGUAUAGCAAAGAAUAUUAAUUUUUAACCUUCACUGGGUUAUGUAUACAGAGAAUGCAACUAAACUUGAACCCUCAACAGUGUCUCUUUGACUGGGGGGUCAUUAGAUGUCAAUGAGUCAUUUUGUACAUGCACUCCUGCAUAUUUUUAAUGCAUAACAGCAUUAAAUAGUCUCUUAAGAAGCUUCAAGUGAUGGUUUCAGACUACAAUAGUGUAGCUAUGUAGCACUCAUUUAUAUAAUCAGACAGCAUCAUAAGAUACAUCUCUUCGACCUGAUUUGAUGUACAAAUCAAGAAACUGUUAAGAACUGCUUCACAAUAUCUCAAUAGGACUUACAAAAAUGUUUUGUAGUUUUAAACAUAACAUAAAUAAUAUGAUUAACCUCGGUUAACUGUCAAAAUUGAGAAUUCACAAUUUAAAAAUUUUAUCACUGUAUGCAGCCUAAGUCUAAGCAGUAUUAUUUGGGCUACAGGAUUUUAAGCAUUUUAUUUUCAGAAAGAAAAUUAGAGAGAAUCAUGUCCAUUUAUAGAUUAAUGAAUGUUUCUGAAAUCGCACUAACUUGUUCUAAAAUUAUAUACAUCCCUAGCAAAGGCCUCUAUUUGUAUGAUUAUAUCCAUGAAACUACAAACAUCGUUUUGUUUUUGCAGUCUGACCAAAGUAACUACAUACUAAGAUUUUUACUAGCAUGGGCAUAUUUUGAAUAAUUAUGAAAGAUAAAGAUCCUUCUGAGAAUUAACACAGUAUUUUAAAACAAUUAUCAUAAAGCAUCUGUGCAGCCAACUUCCCUCUUUACAUGUAGUUGAAACCUAAAUAGGAAGACUCAAAAAUUAUUGGGUAUUUGUUGCUGACUCUGCUAUGCCACAUUAGCUGUCCUUUCUAGUUUUUAUUCCUAUUGCUAAGCUAUGCAUCUUCUGACUUCAACUCAUAUUUUCUGAUGUCACAGUGGUGUCAAUCUCCUCGUCUAACUCUCCACAGGAAAGGGAAUAAAAUCCAACCGUUCCUUGAAAGAGAGCGGGAGAGUUGGGGAAAAUUUCAAUGGAGUCUUAGCAUUUUUUUUUUAUGUUUUAGGUUUAGUUGUUGGCCUUGGAUAACACUUCAUAUCAAGUGGUACUCUGUCAGUCGAUGAAUACUUCACCCAGUUUUGUACUUGUUGCAGCUUUCACCCUCUAAAUCCUGCUGCUUUAAUUCAUGUAGCUGGCAUAGCAUCAUAUCAACACUAUGUGAAUGCAGCCCUUUGUUUUCCAACUGCCGCAAAUCUGUUAAUUAACACUUUGUAGCCUCGAUCUAGUCUGUAAGCUGCCUGAAGAUUUCUCCCUCCUGAAAGACACCCACCAGUAACAUAAGAGCUACAGGAGAAACAAAACUGUCCAACAAUUAAGUCAAAAUAUUUCCAGUAUGCUCCUCUCCCCCCUCGUUCCUCCUCCUCUCAUUGGCUGGCUUCAAUCUACGCAGGCUGUAGUAGUGGAGGUAACUUAUUUACUGUUUUGUAACACAACAAAUUGCAAGACUUUUUACUAAUUUUCAAAUAAAGAGGCUUUGAUACCACA
This is a messenger RNA of Cheilinus undulatus (humphead wrasse), 10812 nucleotides long. Its product is annotated as SREBF chaperone. Gene Ontology annotation, biological process: SREBP signaling pathway. The transcript has 23 exons. The record is from RefSeq and is a predicted model, not a curated record. NCBI's taxonomy places the organism in Eukaryota, Metazoa, Chordata, Actinopteri, Labriformes, Labridae. Gene Ontology annotation, cellular component: endoplasmic reticulum membrane; Golgi membrane. Gene Ontology annotation, molecular function: sterol binding; protein binding. The coding region runs from base 19 to 4092 and encodes 1357 amino acids.